AUGCUCUCGUUCCUCUCCAUCGGCUGGUCGCCGACUCGCGCGCCGGCCAUCGGUCUCGCGCGUGCCGCGGUGACGCUCGACGUGGCCGCGGGCGAUAUGUCGUACCGAGAGCUCCAGCAGGCCUGCAAGGAGGCGGGGCUGCCGGCGAGCGGCAAAGCCGACGAGCUGCGGACGCGGCUGCUCGAGGCUGAGGCGGCGCCUGCUACGGCAGGUGGCGGGGAGGGCGGCUUCGAGUUCGAGGAGGCGGACGAGCUCGACCUCGGCGAGCUCGGCCUCGGCGACCUGCUCGACGUGCCGCCGCCUGCGCUCGACGCCGACGCCGAGGCGGACCUCUUCUUCGACGCGGGCGCGGGGUGGGACGGGCCGGACGAUCUCGACGCAGUGCUGGGCGAGCUGGAGGGGAUGGGGAGGGUUGGGCUCGACGCGCCGGAGGGAGGCGGCGGCGGCGGCGACCCCGCCAUGAUGAAGUGGGCCGAGGGGCUCGACUCGCUGCCCGACAGCGGAGGAGGAGGGGGGGGAGGAGGAGGAGGGGGAGGGGGAGGAGGGGCGUCUUGGGUUGACGACCUAUUUGCGUCGGCGGAGCGCGAGGCGGCGGGCGGCGGGCGGGGGGGGCGCGGCGGCGGCGGCGGCGGCGGCGGCCGGGGCGGCGGCGAGGGCAGGUACACUGGCACUGGCGGCUACCGGCGGGGCAGCGCCGACCUCGACUCGACCUGGUACGACGGGGCACCGGCUGGCCUCUCGGCGGAGGAUGGCGCGCUUGCGAGCACGAGCAUCCCCAAAACACCCAUUAGCCAAUUCAACACCCGUACGGUCGACCUGAAGCACGAAAAGGCCGCGGGCGACCGCGAGUCGGUGAAGGCGGCGGAGCGCUCGUACAUCGAGCGCACCGCGCCGAAGAAGAAGGAGCUCACAGAUGAGCAGCUUGCGGCAAAGGCCGCGUCUCGCAAGGCCAAGAAGAACCGGCAGAAGGAGCGCCGGGCGAAGGAGGCUGGCGAGCGCGCGGCCGCGAGCGAGGCCGAGCGCGUGGAGCGCCCGCGCGCGCAGCUACGCGCGAACAUCGAGUACGUGAUGGACGGGCUACGGUCUGCAGCUGCGCGGGCGCGCAGCCAGGCCGGGUCCAAGACUCGGGUCACAUAUUCGCUGCCCCCAGAGAGGGACGACGGAUAUCGGCGCGGCCCUAGCGUGGUGUGCGCCACGGUCCCCCAGGGCACCGUGGCGACGACCGUCGCCUCGGACUGGCUCGCGAACGAGCUGGCCGAGCACGGAGAGAUUGAUGCGGCAUGCCGCGACAAAUAUGUCAUGCACCUGAUGACGGCCGCCGGCGCCUCGGCGCCGGCCGACGCCGUGUUCAGCCCGGCGGUCUUCGACUACGCCGAUCCGAACGAGGUCGCCACGCGGCUCAACUGCACCUUUGCCGGCGUCAUCGCCGAGGACCACUUCGACGCGGGCAUCGGCGCGGCCUUUGGCGUCUGCGAGGACGUCGCCGCGCCGCACACGCUGCACAAGCUCGCGAUCGCGACGCAGUGCGCCGACUUUGCCUACGGCGCGCGGCUCUCGCUCGAGGUGCGGCGCGUCGUGCGGGCGGCGCUCGUCGCCGCCGAGGCCGCCGCACGCAACUCGACGCUCGCCACAAGCACGACCGCCUCCGCGUCCUGGGGCAUCGUGCGC
Molecule: messenger RNA, 1668 nt
Organism: Emiliania huxleyi CCMP1516
Lineage: Eukaryota; Haptophyta; Isochrysidales; Noelaerhabdaceae
Exons: 4
Source: RefSeq, a predicted model, not a curated record